AUGACCCGAUUAUUCCCAUGUCACAAAGAUGUCAAUGCUAUCCAACUUGGUAACUGGUUUGCACGUGAGAUCAUUGCCGUAUUCGGUGCUCCUUCAUCUAUAGUAUCUGACAGAGAUCCAAAGUUUACAUCUGAUUUAUGGACAUCUGCUAUGAAAGCUAUUGGAACAGAACUAAAGAUGACACAACCAGGUCGUGCACAAGCAGAUGGUCAAACAGAACGCACCAACAGAUCCAUACUUAGAAUACUGUAUGGUUAUGAACCAAAGUUACCAUGGAACGCCAACUACUUUGGUAUCAGAGAAUAUAUAGACUGUCAAAAUCAGUAUAGAUUGGAGGCAAAGAACAACGCGCUGGACUCUCAACUACAACAAGCAAAACAGCAUGACAAGAUCCGACUUGCCAGACUCGAACUAGCAACCUUUUGA
This is a messenger RNA of Heterostelium album PN500, 426 nucleotides long. RefSeq lists its product as uncharacterized. Gene Ontology annotation, biological process: DNA integration. The coding region runs from base 1 to 426 and encodes 141 amino acids. The transcript has 2 exons. Gene Ontology annotation, molecular function: nucleic acid binding. NCBI's taxonomy places the organism in Eukaryota, Evosea, Eumycetozoa, Acytosteliales, Acytosteliaceae. The record is from RefSeq and is a predicted model, not a curated record.